Chlamydomonas reinhardtii is the source of this 3376-nucleotide messenger RNA. RefSeq lists its product as uncharacterized. The coding region runs from base 423 to 2546 and encodes 707 amino acids. The record is from RefSeq and is a predicted model, not a curated record. The transcript is spliced from 12 exons. Lineage: Eukaryota; Viridiplantae; Chlorophyta; Chlorophyceae; Chlamydomonadales; Chlamydomonadaceae.
AUUCCACGAGGCCCUGAAGCCGAAGAUUGCGCUCUGAACGCCGGUGCCAGCCAACGACAGUCAGCCCCUUCAGGCCGCCAACACUUGCAAUCUAAAGUUAACCAAGUAGUGCUACUUGCGCUUAUACGGUCACUGCGGCUUUGAUCAGUUAGCAGGGCCUAACCUUGGCGCACGACCUGCUGCAGCCGACCGACUCGCCUUCGCCGCUGACUCGGGUCACAUCUCGUUCUUUUCAACAUGAAUGUUAAGGCGACUUGGACAUACCUUUAGACGGAAGCACCCUUGGCGACGGACCGGCCAAAAUGGAUGUGCACAACCACAACCGGCUGUGGCGACAGCGCAGCGCACCUGGUUUCUAUGAAACGUUCAAGGAACAAGCGGACUGGCUGGUUCACAUUCGAACACCCAGCAGGCUCUCUAUAAUGCUGGACUCCACUUUCAUACAAGACCGCUUCGAUGAGAUGGAGGAGCAUUCUCUUGGAGAGCACAACACGAAGCGGAGGGUGCGAGACGUCUAUGAGUGCAUCAAGCGCUUCACGGAGCUGCCGCUAACCAAAACGAAGUGGGCAGCGUUCCUGCUCACCAUGAGCCAGCUCUAUCUGAAUGUUGGCAGCAUCAUUUACGCAUGGGUGGAGCGAAGCCCCAACGCGCCCGAAAAAUAUGCUUGGGCGCACAAGGUGGUGGUGUGGACGGAGUUCGUGGUGAUCUGCUGCCUGUUGGCGCGCACUAGCUUCCUGGCCGCGCUGCUGGUGCAGGUGCUGUGGAAGGAGGCGCUGGCGGAGUGGCGCGAGGAGGGCAGCGGCUACCGCUACCGCCUGCAGGUGGCGUCUCAUCUCCGGCUAACGUUUCGCAGCAUGAGCUACUGGCGCUUCUCGCUGCUGUUCGUGCUGCCCAAGAUGAACCCGCUCAACAUGUUCGAGUACUGCCGGCAGCUGGGCCAGUAUGUGAAGAACCGCACGUUGCGUGUGGUGCUGCGCUUUGACCGCUGGCUCGGUGGCCAGAGCGCCGUCUCGCACUGCAUGGCGCAGGCGCUGGUGCUAACGGUGGCGGCCAUUAAGCUGGGUUUCCAGCUGGCUCUGAGCGGUUUGGCGGUGGUGGCAGUGUUCCUCAAACUGCUGCAGCUGACCUUCCUGGGCAACGCGCCCCUGAGCGACUGGAAGUUCGCACAGGCACUCGCGUUCGUCCAGUUCGUCAACAAUAUGGUGUCCAUUGACCAGUCGUACAGCAGCAAGAUGGUGGGCAAGUAUGAGUUCAUCUUCUGUGGCAAGGAUGCCGCCAGCUCCACGGAGGAGCGCCGGGCCAAGGCCUUCUUUGAGCAGCUGUCGCUGAUGCUGUUGCGUCAGCGGCACGGCACGCUGCUGCGGGCGCUGGUUGUGUACAGCAACAUGUGCAGCGAGGACGUCAACAUGAUCUUCCUGGAGGACGAAAUCGAUGAGCGUUGGAUGAACGCCGCCAAGACACGCAAGCAGGUGUCCAAGCGCCAGAAGGACACGCCCCAGAAGCAGAAUCCCGCCACACAGGAAGGAGGCGGCGGCGGUGCAGAUGACAUCGGUCCAGACGCCCCGCAAGGAGGAGCAGGGGUUGCCGGCGGAUGUUACGUGCAAGGGUACUACAGAUACCCCUCGCAUGCGGGCGGCAAGGGCGAGCGCCUGUAUGCCGGCUGGGGUGACCAGCAGAUACCGGGCGCAGACGGCGGCGGCGGUGGAGGGCUGCAGUGGCAGGCGCAGCCGGACGGGCGGCCGUGUGUGCACGUGCAUGUGGCCGCAGAGGCAGAAGCGGCACAGGGCAGACCGCAGCAGCGGCCGCAGAGGCAAGAGCAGCAGCAGCAGGAGCGAGACCAACCUACCACUCCAACCAAGCCGCCGCUCCGGCAGAGCAGCAGUGGGCUCCGGUUGUUUGGUGGGCUGCGGCAGAGCAAGACAGGGCUUGGGGCAACAGCCAAGCCGCCGCCGCAGCAAGCUGGCACCAGCAACCCCACGUCGCUGCCACCGCAGCAGGGAGCACCGGCACCGCAGAACAGCCCAGUACGGCCGGCGCACCAACACACGCACCAGCACCAACACACGCAGCAGUACGGCGCCACGGCCUAUCACAACCCCUGCCCCACGUAUUCAGGCCUGUAUCAGGACCCGCAUGCAGCAGGCAUGCCGCCCCGGCCGCAGGACAUGUCCGGGCGAGCCGGCAGUGGUAGUGGCAGCAGCGCAGCUGGCAGUGGCAGCGGCAGGUGCUACGCUGGGACAGGCUGUGGCGCCGGAGCGGGACUGCAGCAACCGCCGCCGGCAGUGCCUGCAGCGGACAGUGGCGGUUACAACCCACUGUACAACGGAGAUCCUUACGGGGCGCACAUGGGCGCACACGCGACGGCUGUAGCAGCCAACUGGACGGCGGGACACGGGGCCGGCGCCGGCGGAGUGGGUGCUGGGGCGGGCGCGGCAGCAUCAAGGCCGGGUUAUGGGGUCCUGCGGGUGCCGCACCGAUCUGAGACGCUGCGGGCUCGGUACGGUGCAGCCCUGACAGGGAUGUACGACACCUCUGGUUUAGAGUAGCAAGUUAGUGCGCGAGCUAGUGGUGCAGACGCGCGCGCCUGUACUCGUGUAGUCCUUUUCCCAUCUUACUGUGCCAUAGUAGGUUCGUUUUCACGCACUGAAUGGUCAGGCACGAUGCCUGUAAGUGACAUAAAUUGAUACAGCGACAAUGACAAUUGGCUUGAUUGCACGUCGGAAUUUCUUAUUCAGAGCUCGACGCUGCGCGCUGGCAGCCGCCUGUGCCAUGUGCAAUGGCUGCCGGUGCAGGCAUGGGAUUUUGUACGAAAGCACUGGCGGGCUCUUGUACAGAGGACUGUUACUGUAAGGCAGCAUGAUACUUGAGGCAGCAAUUGUUGCAUAAUCAUUUGUUUGGGUGCUUACCAGCUUUCGUAGGAUUCGGGUUAGGGUUUAAACACAAGCGCACGGAAUAGGCCUUGGAGUCUACGUGAGCCCCGGCACGGAUCCCUGCAUUGGGUGCGACUUGGACGUGAAGAAGAGCGAGGAAGGUGUCCGGCACAGUACGAUAGUGCCGUUGGCAUUAGUAACUUUCCGCCGGCUCCAUCGGCUGUAGCGAUGGGGUCAGCGGCGGUGUACGUGCCCUGAGCGGGGGUGGCAGGCAUGGGCACGAGGAGGAGAGCGUGACGCCGCCCCAGAAGCGGGGCUGGUGCGCAGGCUGAGAUCGGCUGGUGUCUGGUGAGAGGUCAGCGGGCGAGGUCAGACGCAAUGGCAGACUAUAUAAGGCACGCCUGAUAGGAUGUGCUUGGAGCUUUGACUGGUUGUGUUCGGCCGCUGGACCUGUGGACUGUGAGGUGGAGCGUCCCUGCCGUAAAACUGAAGAAAAUGAAGAAAGA